AUGGCCGUUCAUGAAUCCCCGCCACCACCAUUCCCCCCGACAAACUCCUUUGCCCUCUACCCUCUGAGGAGCAUUGCUGACACAACUCGCCCCACCGCUCCAUCCACCAACUCGCGUCCCCUCCCGUCUUUCGCCCUCACCGCAGCUGCCCAUCGUUUAUCCUUCCCCCCCACAAAGACUGCAAAUCUAAACUUGAACCCGCAGCAGCAGGAGCCGGUCAUGCCGCCUCUGCGACCCCAAAUCCCCUCCCACCUUCGCCCCCGACCACAUCCACCAAACGCCAUGGCAGCUGCCCGCCCGCGCGUCCUCUCCAGCUUUCUCCCGCGUACCACUGUUUCCUGGCUCGUCACCGCCCUCCAGAGCCCCACCGUGCUCGCCUCCCUCCUCAGCUUUCUCUCCUGGGCCGACCUACACCCGCUCCUCUGCACAUGCAGGUCCUUCCGUGACACCCUUUUCCGCGACACCGCCCUCCGCGACGUCGUCCUCGCCCGCUUCGUCCCCGGAUACGCGCGUUGUCUGCGGUACCGUGACCCUAACCGUUAUCAGGACGUCCCAGUCUCAGUCCACGAUCUCGAUCUUCUACUGAUAUCCCAGCGGACCGACCAGCAGCUACACCGAUACCCCACCCACGCGCUGCGCACGCUCACCGCGCUCUUCCCCACAUUCGAGGACGACCAGACGUCCGCCCGGCUCGUCGCGCUCACCCAGGCGCACUCGCGGUUUGUCCUCCUCCUCCAGGCGCUAGCCCACAGCUCUGCGGAACCGCUCGAGGUCGAGCCGGAGGAGAUCAAGCCCCGCGCGCGGUUCAUGCCCCUUCCGGUCCAGAGCGUGCGCGAGCUCACGUUCCCGGCGCCUCUCGCCUAUACGCCAAAUACGAGUGCCCAAUCAACUGCGCCACAAACACCUGCUGCGAACGUGUUGGGAAAGGGGAAGUCGAAGCAUAAACAGAGUCGCAGCGCCGACGCGUCGUCGUCGACCACCCCCGCCUCCACCCCGCACGCCCACCCGCACCCGCGCCACGACCGCCUCGCGAGCCUCAGCCUCAAACUCCCCGCACACGGCACCCGCCCGUCGGCCGACAGCCUCUCGUCCAUGAUGAUGUCAAGUACGUCAUCUGGAGCGAAAGGCCGCCGCCUGUCUAUUUUUGCACGCAAGAGCGUCACGCCCCCGCCGCCUGAGGAGCCGCGUGCGCUCAAGAUGUAUGCGAGUAGUUGGAGGAGGGCGGGCUCGGCGUCGGCGUCGAUGAGUGGUGGGUAUGGGUAUGGGUAUGGCGGUGGGUAUGGGUACGACUCGGUGGAUGAGUAUGGAGGUUUUGGAGGGUCGUUGAGGGGCCCGCCGACGCGGAGACUCUGGAGUGCGAGCGGGAGUGCGAGUACGAAUGGGAAUGGGAGAGGGAAUAGCAGGAACGGCAACGCAUCGAGCGACUCGUCGACGUCACAGUCUGCGCGCUCGUCCAUCAUCGGCGGGCACGGGCGCGACAGCCCCAGCUCGUCGUCGUACGCACCGUCGCCGGCAACCACCACCACCUCGUCGCCCUUCUCCUCCUUCCCGCCCUCUGCGCUACCCUCGUCCUCCUCACACUCGACCACCUACCCGUCCUCGCACCCCUUCUCCGCGUCGAACCCCACCUUUCACCCUAGCGCUCACUCCUUUUCCCCUGCCUACCCAUCAUCCCCUUACCCCCCAUCCCAUCCGCACACCCACCCAUCCCCGUACCCGCCCCCGCACUCAUACCACCACCUCUCAUUGCACGACCUCCGCUACGCGACCCUGCGCACGCGUGCACCCGUCCUGCGCGUCUUUGUGCCUACACAGGCGGCGGACGACCCCGGCGCGCUCGAGGCGUGCGAAAGGCAGCUGCAGGCCGCGGGGCUGUGGGCGCACCUGUCGACGGGGGAUGUGGUGUGUAAUUUUGGGUAUGUGCCGGGUGCUGGCACUCCGAACACCUCUGCCUCUACGUCCGCCUACGGUUCGAACGCGAAUGGGAAUGCUAACGCGAGCUCGGAAGAUGGCAGCGAUGAGCCGAUUACUGUCGGUUGGCGGCGGAGCGCGAACAGCAGUAAUGCGAGCGCAGGAGGAGCGGAGCAGCGCACUUGGCUCUUAUUCAACGGCGCCUACCUCGUACCGUACACCCCGCCCGAGGUCCUUCCGCUCGCAGACCCGCUCAGCCUCCCGAGCCCCUUUUAUUACACGCAUAUCCUCCCGCAGGGUGCGAACCCGUUGUUCGUGAUUCCGCGGUUGCCGUAUGGACUUGGGGGGCGUGGGGGUGGUAGCUGGGGUAUGGAGAGUGGGCAGGGAGAGGAGGAGUUCGAUUUAAGGCUGGUGCAUAGCACGACGCGCGUGCCGAGCCCGCAUUCGGCCAAGGGGUACGCGCUGGUGAGGAAGUAUACGUGGACGGCGAGGGUCGUGCGUCCGCCGCGGCCUCCUCCAAAAACCUCCAACACUACCUCCUACACCACCACCAGCACCACCGGCGGCCCUAGCGCCAACGACGUCGGCGAAGGCUGGUUCGGCGAGUGCGUGCUGGAGUACGAGGGCACGAAGGAGGGCCGGCAGACGCUCGUCGAUGCGCUGAAUGGGAAGGAUUUGGGACGGAGGCUGUGGGAGCUUGUUAGGGAGAAGAGCGGCGCGGGGAGGGUUUGGUUAAAGUGA
Molecule: messenger RNA, 2652 nt
Organism: Cyclocybe aegerita
Lineage: Eukaryota; Fungi; Basidiomycota; Agaricomycetes; Agaricales; Hemipholiotaceae
Source: the annotation of a GenBank genome assembly